Messenger RNA from Chelmon rostratus (copperband butterflyfish), 5055 nucleotides. It is a transcript of the gene slc41a2b, whose product is annotated as solute carrier family 41 member 2b. The transcript is spliced from 11 exons. Gene Ontology annotation, molecular function: monoatomic cation transmembrane transporter activity. Bases 439 to 2148 code for a protein of 569 amino acids. Lineage: Eukaryota; Metazoa; Chordata; Actinopteri; Chaetodontiformes; Chaetodontidae. Gene Ontology annotation, cellular component: plasma membrane. Gene Ontology annotation, biological process: monoatomic cation transport. The record is from RefSeq and is a predicted model, not a curated record.
UGCAUCAUUCCGCCGAGUGAAUAAGUGAAUACAAUCAGAAAUUAUUAAAGUAUUAGGACCUGAAGGAAACAUAUUUUGUUUUUCUUGUGCAUCAAGCAACUGUCUUUAAACUUUUUAAAACUCUGCCGGUCUAUGCAGUGGAGAUUACGUACACCGUUUUUCAAACUGGGUGGAUUAUCUUCCCAACAUAGACGAGCUUUGUUGGCACUUUUUGCUCUGACGCGGUCCUCUGGCUGGCCGAUUGUCAGGGAAGAAGACUCGCAUCUCUUCUGCUGGAUAAAAUGUCCCCGGAGCAGAAAGGCUGAUGAGUUCCUGUAUCCAGUGUCUAACAUGGAUGGUGCACCUGAGCCAGAGUAAACCAGUUUGACUGUCUAUCAUUUGUACACCGUUCUCAGACUUGAUGACAGGAGAUGAGACACUGCAGCCGUAGACCACAUCAUGAAUAUCCAGAGUCUGGGAGGAGCUAUAGGCGACUCCCUGGGCUCUAGCCUGACGGUGCGUAUGAGCGGAGCAGGUGGCGGGUGGAGUGCUCUCUCCCUGAAGCCUGUUUCCUCUGGUCGGAUUGCCUCUCUGUUCCAGACCAUGGUCCCCACUGGUUAUACCAAGCUACAGGAAGAGCGGCUAGCCAUGGUGGACCUCGGAGCUAAGCCAGAGGCCGGCUCGCUCCAGAAUGGCUACAGACAAGAGGCAUCACACACAGAAGGCCGGCGGCUCCUGGAUCGGGCCUCUCGGUCCUCUGUGACUUUAUCUGACUGCGGAGAUGGAGGCUACUCUGAAACAGAGCCCAUGCUGGCUGAGAGGAGACUCUCUGGGGAGGAGGCAGAUGUGGAGGAGGAAGAGGGUGAGGAAGAAGGGCUGGUAUCUGAUGUGCAAAAUAUGCCCAAGGAGUCGCCGCUGGCCAUGGCGCUUCAGAUCUUGGUGCCUUUCCUGCUCGCUGGAUUUGGAACCGUAUCAGCUGGUAUGGUGCUGGAUAUUGUGCAGCACUGGGAGGCAUUUCAGUACAUCACAGAGAUCUUCAUCCUGGUUCCUGCUCUGCUCGGCCUCAAAGGCAACCUGGAGAUGACUCUGGCCUCAAGGCUGUCAACAGCGGUCAAUGUGGGCAAGAUGGAUUCUCCAAUAGAGAAGUGGAAUCUAAUUAUAGGCAACCUGGCACUGAAGCAGGUUCAGGCCACUGUGGUGGGUUUCCUGGCUGCCGUAGCUGCCGUGGUUCUUGGUUGGAUCCCAGAGGGGAAGUUCCAGAUGAGCCAUGCUGUGCUGCUGUGCUCCAGCAGCGUGGCCACGGCCUUCAUAGCCUCCCUGCUGCAGGGUAUUAUCAUGGUUGGUGUAAUUGUGGGUUCGAAGAAGACGGGCAUCAACCCGGACAACGUAGCCACACCCAUCGCUGCCAGUUUUGGUGACCUCAUAACCUUGGCAAUCCUGGCCUGGAUAAGCCAAGGCCUCUACAAGUGCCUGGAUUCCUACUCCUACGUGUCAUCACUGGUUUGCGCCUUCUUCAUGUGUCUGACUCCUCUGUGGAUCGUCAUCUCCUCCAAGCACCCAGCCAGCCGCACCCUGCUUUACUCCGGAUGGGAGCCAGUCAUCACUGCCAUGGUCAUCAGCAGCAUCGGAGGGCUCAUCCUGGACAAAACAGUGUCUGACCCAAAUCUGGCCGGCAUUGUCGUGUACACCCCGGUUAUCAACGGAAUCGGGGGCAACCUGGUGGCCAUUCAGUCGAGCAGGAUCUCCACCCACCUGCAUUUCCACUGUGCUCCUGGGGAGGUUCCUGACGAGGCCAAGGGCUGCUACUACCCCUGCCGUACAUUCUGUGGUACAGGAGCCAAUCAUCGCUCUGCUCAGGUGCUCCUCCUUUUAGUGAUCCCCGGCCACCUGAUCUUCCUCUACACCAUCCAUCUGAUGAAGAGCGGACACACCACCCUGACGCCCAUCUUUAUGUCCGUCUACCUGGCUGCUGCCAUGCUGCAGGUGUUGCUGUUGUUGUCUAUAGCAGACUGGAUGGUGCACUCCAUGUGGCGCAGUGGCAAGGAUCCAGACAGUUUCUCCAUCCCUUACCUGACAGCUCUGGGUGACCUGUUGGGCACCGCCCUGCUGGCACUCAGCUUCCACUUCCUGUGGGUCAUAGGAGACCAGGACAGCGACGUGGGCGACUGAGACAGCCUCUGAUAAUAAGGCGUUGGCAGAGACGGGAAACCUGCUGUUUGCCAUCCGAAUUCUCACGCCCUUAAGCCUUGUGGGAAUGUGGGUGCUCUCUGUCACUGACCAGCACAUUCCUCCGCUUCACUUCGCUUCAACCACAUGAUGGUUUGAAAACUAUUUUCUGCUCCUGGCUUUUUUUUUUUGUACAAACAAAAGACAUUAUAUUCCAUAAAUUUAGACUGUUCUCAGCACAGAUUUUGAUCUGCAUAGUUUGCACCAAAGCACUUGCAUAUCGUAUUGCUGGUCUUAUUAAGAGGAGCAGGAAAACACCAACCACCACCCACAAUGCUGAGGAAACCUUGCUGGUAUUGGCAAGGUGGUCUACUCUGCAGCCGAGCAUCUGUCAGAGGACUUCUGCUUACAAAAAAGUCUCUUUGACAGGUAGAUAUUUUAGUGAUUUACCACCCGCCAUGCCCCAAAAUCUGUUACCUGCCUUGUGUAUUACUGCUUUGCUUCAUCAAGUCAGUGGAGGGACUCAGAUACUGCCGGGGUGGAGGCAAGUCCACGGUCAGCUCACGAACGCACACUUUGAACUGCUGUGACGGCAGGUCUACCAGCACCAAACCACCACUUAAAAGGGAGUAACAUGAAUUUGCAUUGAUGGUACGAGAAGUGGAAAUUUCAUCCAUUGUCCACCUGUUUUUGUUUUUCAGUUUUUGAGUCCAAACUCAGUAUGUGCACAGUACAGUUAUAAUUUUCCUAGUUUAGUAUUUUGAGUUAUCGCACAGUGUUCUCUGCAAGGAUAAGACUGGAACAUUCAUCCCGUCUGCAAGUCAGCAAUCUAUGGACGUACAUACACACUUUUUUUUUCUAUUUCCAUUUCCUAGCCUGCCUCGUGAAUUCCAGUCUUGUGAACCGAUACUGUAACAUUUUGAAUUGAGACGAGGCAAAUGAUUUUAUACCAAGAUUCAGUUUAGCAAACUAUGCUUACGUAGGAACAUGAAAGAAAUACAAAAAGGUGACAAAAUAAAAUUAAUCAAUAAAGUUCAAGUUAAUUUAGUUCAACUUCAAAAGAAUCUUCAUGGCCCAACAGCAAAGUACCUUAAUGCCAGUUUUUGGUCCUGUUCGCUAAACCCCUCCCCCGAAGAGCGACUGUCCAGGCAUGACAGGUUUGUACAGCAAGCUUUGGGGCGGUGUGCAUGGGGCUGCAUCAUGGUGGCACAUUUGCUAUGUUGGAAUGUUUGGAUGAGCGUGCUUUUCUUCUGUUACCGAUCCAAAACCACAGGAGCAGAAGUGUAGGGAAUGGAUUAACAUGUGUUCAUGGGCUCUAACGUGAGUGUGGAAGCUGCUCCUGGAUUCCAUCAGAGUUCAGAGGCAGCUAUGUGCUGCUCUUUAUUGAUGAAAGGUUACAGUCCAGAGACCUCAACUUUACCCAGGAAGCCAUUCCUUUUUAGUCCUCGCCCUAAAACCCUCUUUCAGACAAUAGCAGCUCCUCAUUUCGUACAGGCGCCCGUUCAUGUUGCUGACUGACAUGACGGCUGUUGCUGAGUUUUAGCUAGCGAGCUAACUGAGCUGACAUUAGCAGCAUCUGUAGCUGACUUGCCAAUAUUCCUAUUCUGACAUGCAGCUGGUGGUUAAAAGCUUGAGGCCAAAGCUGCCGGUCCCUGUCAACAAGUUAAUGAUUGAUGUGAAAGAGAUGUAGCAUUAAUUGGAGAAACAGACUGGUCUUGUACUGCAGUGUAGAGGUAAUUAGUUUUAGUCUUAUUGGUAUGUUAAAGGACAUUAAUCUGGUUUUGCUGCUUAGCUUGUUCAUGUUUUCAAACAGUAGAAAUGAGGAGAUGCUUUUGUCUGCUACUGUCUGAAAUCAAGGAUGCAUUGUUACACUAUAACAUAACAUAAUCAUUAUAAGCUGCGUGCGGCUGUGUGAGAACAGGAAGCCUGACAGGCGUAGCAGGAACAAAGGGUAGCAGCGUUCAGUGAACGGUCAUUUAUUGAGUUGGAUCAACCAAUCGGCAGAGAUGUUUACUUCAUGUCCACAUUCAUAGCCUCCUGUAAACGUUAACUGACUCUCAUGUAAAACAAACCAUGAAAGCCUUUGUAUAUUAUGUCGACCUGCAUUCCCUCUCCUUCAUUUCCUCUGCUUGUUUGUCCUGCCUGUUUUCCUCCGUGGGGGUCCGGUUGUGGGGUUACAGUGGUGGAUGUUUAGUCACAUGCCGUUUACAGUGCAUGUAUGCACGGUACCAACAGGCAUGCAUGCACUUAUUCAACAGUUUCCAUCUCAGCACAGUGAUUUUCUGCUCGUGUUAAACUAAUCGAACAAUCAGUGUAUACAUAACCUGAUUAAAUGCCAGAUUCUGCUGUUUCAUUCACUUUUUCUGAAUAUGCCAUGUGUUUAAAAGGUCAGAGAACAUUGAUCCAGAUGAAGCGCUGCAAUUAGUAACCAAAUCCCUCUCACCCCAGGAGAAAUAAGAUUUGGGAAAUCCACCUUGGUUAAAAAUGAACUCCUAAACCAAACCUGCUCCUUCAUGUGAUCAUUGAGCAGCAUGUAGUGCGCAUGUGGACGUAGCCAGUGGCUCUCUUCAACUCCAAUAUGUGCCUCUCGAGAUUCACUGGUUAACAAGGUAUUUUUCUCCGCCAUGCCAUGAAUGCAAUUUUCUCUCUACAGCAUUUUAAUACCGUGCAAUGAUUUCUUUUUGUACUCGCUUUCAGUUCUACGACAACGACUUGUAUUUUUUGAAGAGUUUCAUUCCAAGACGAAAUAUCUGCCAUUUUAAUCACAGGCAUGAAACUACUUGGAGAUAUCAAAGUUGUCAGAAUGGCAUGAAUUUGGUUCAAAGUGGACAUAUUUCCUUUUGGUAUGAAACCCUGUGUUUACUUUUGCGGCUCACGUGGGCCGAAAAUGUCGAAAUAAAUGUCUUUCAA